This is a messenger RNA of Talpa occidentalis (Iberian mole), 3505 nucleotides long. It is a transcript of the gene SPN, whose product is annotated as sialophorin. The coding region runs from base 68 to 1294 and encodes 408 amino acids. Lineage: Eukaryota; Metazoa; Chordata; Mammalia; Eulipotyphla; Talpidae. Gene Ontology annotation, molecular function: heat shock protein binding; transmembrane signaling receptor activity. Gene Ontology annotation, cellular component: external side of plasma membrane. Gene Ontology annotation, biological process: defense response to bacterium; regulation of T cell migration; cell surface receptor signaling pathway. The record is from RefSeq and is a predicted model, not a curated record. The transcript is spliced from 2 exons.
GGAGGAGUUGGAGCAGCCUGGUCCUUAUCAAGAGAGCUGAUCCCAACUCCUGCUCAGGCCUCUUAUCAUGGAAAUGACCCUGCUGCUUCUUCUCUGUGUGGGCUCCUGGGCCCAAGAGCAGCCAGCAAUUUCAGCCGAAGCCCUUCAGUCGAAGCCUACACCCAAUGAGACCUCUGACUCUUUGGUCACAGAGAACUCUGAGACUGCACACCUCACUUCAGUGAACUCCAGCUUUACAUUAACAAGGGCCCCUGAGGAGAAUGGUAGUGCCAGCAACCAGACCACCCAGAACCCAACUGUUUCGACUCCCCAUAUAGGGAUUGACGAGGCCUCUCCCAGGAUUUCCAUUGAUGCCGGUACUGACCUCCCUGCAUCUGUGUCAACAACCCCCCAGGAAAUUUCCACCAAGGCAAUAGUGUUCCUGGAAAUCUCUAAACCAACCAAUAACACUGCGCCGGACUCUCUGGAUCUCCACACUGUGACUGGUGAAGCCAUGGCAACUACCUCUCUGGAGCCCACCGAUGGGACCAGUGGACUCCCUGUCACCAUGACAACUCACUCUCUGGAGCCCACUAGUGGGGCCAGUGGCCCUCCUGUCACCAUGGCAACCAGCUCUCUGGACACCUCCAGCAGGACUAGUGGGCCCCUUGUCACCAUGGCAACUAGUUCUCCGGACACCUCCAGUGGGACCAGUGGAUUCCUUGUCACCAUGACAACCAGCUUUGAGGAGACCUCCAACGGGAUCACUGGCUCCCCCACCUCUAGGGUAAAAAUAGCCCCAGUGACUGCCUCAAAAACCUCCCCAACCUCCUACAUAAGAAGUAGAUCCCCCUACAGUUCAGAACAGGGGCCAAAGAGCAUCAUGCUGGUGCCUGUACUUGUGGCCCUGCUGGUGGUCAUUGUCUUGGUGGCUCUGCUCCUGCUUAGGUGCAGGCGGCGAAACCAGAGGACAGGGGUCCCAAAACUCACCAGGGUAGGCAAGCGCAAUGGGGUAGUAGAUACUUGGGCAGGGCCGGCCCCAGUGUCGGAUGAGGAGGCCAUGACCCCUGCCUCUGUGGCAGUGGCUGGGGAUGACAAGAGCUCUGGGGAGCCUGAGAUAGAGGGGCCUGGCAGGCGGCCCACACUUAUCACUUUCUUCGGCAGACGGAAAUCUUGCCAGGGUUCCAUUGCUCUGGAGGAGUUAAAGGCUGGGUCAGACCCUGGGGUGAGAGGGGAGGGUGAGCCACUUGUGGGCAGUGAGGAGGAGACUGUUUCUGAUGGGUCAGAAGUGGGCGAGGUGGAGGCCUCUGACUGACUGUAAGUAACUAGAUGGGAGGUCAGAGUCAUUCCCAGCUUUCAACACGUUCAUCACUUCCAACCUCAUGGCCGUCCAGUAUUUGCACCCAGCAGCUCCCUUCUGAAUCUUCCUCAGCUUCUUACCCCUGGACUUUUCAGCCAGCACUCACACCCAGCACCUGUAUCCAGCACCCAAACCUAGGACUUCACCCAGUAUCUGUGCCUAGCCCCAGUGUCUAAUACCCAUACCCAGCACUCACACCUAGCAUCUGCACUCAGCACCCAUCCCCAGCUACACGCAACAUCUCUUGGUAUCUGCAUCCAAGACCCACACCCAGCUCCGAGGCUGGGGCCUGUGCCCAUUGAGUGCUUGUAGACUGGAUGAAUAAACCUUCCUCACUGAUCCCGGCUUCUCCCAUCACCUAUUUCUCCAAUUUUUUUUUUUUUCUUUUGGUCCUGAAGCCAGUUGCUAAAUCUGCACAGUUAUAGACUCUCUUGACCCGUGAUUUCUCAGAGGAUUCUCCAGGGGUGUUAAGGUCUGGGAAGAGGAAAUGACAACCCUGCAAACUCCCCAGUAGGAUUCCUCUGGAAAGUGCUCUAAUUCCAUAGAUUAGAACAGUCCUACAGGGCCAGCCCAUGAAUGGCCUGCACCGUGGACCAGGCAGCCCGGGUACUCGGAGCCAGUCUGGGUGUGCCGGUCAGCUGUGCUUGUGGACUCUAGGCUGGCCCAGGGCCCAGGGCUCUGCUCUCUCCCCAACCAGUGGACCAAGGCAGCAGAGGCCUCAGCCACUUCGCCUCCUGAGGGCAGAGAUGAGAAGAGUUGCCUGCAGGUGCAGGCCUCAGAAGCCCCCGCUCUGUGUGGGGCCAUGUAUGCAGGCAGUUUCUGUCCAGGAGGAGAGGAUUUGGACGUGACUGUGAAGGGCAGUGGUAGGCAUGGCAGCAUGGGGGAGGUGGCAGGCAGGGCACAGAGACUGAGAUGCCAGCCCGAGAGUGGGAGACGCAGGGACUGCGAGAACACAUGCACCCUCAUCUUUGCUCAGAUGGCGUGGAGGAGGCAGAUGAUUUAGCUCCGUCUGUAGCACAGGGAAGAGUUCUAGGCUUGCUAGAAAUACAGCCUGUGUGACUGAGUGUGACUUUUCGGCUCUUCAGCAGUCUCCCGUCCUUCAUGCCUCCCCACUCCGGGGCACACCCAAGAGGCAGGGGGACAGGAGACCCGAGAGUGAGAGGGAGCCCUUGCUGAGGCCCUGGCUGUUGUGUGCUUAUUGGGCCUGUUCCCAGACAGCUCCUUCCCUUCUCCAGGGGCAAUGCGUGAGAGUGAGGAAAUUGAGGCAGGUGACAGAACUGGGGCUUCCCCUGUGGCUCUGGGAUGGAGAGGAAGGACAAGACCCAAGUGUGCCCAGUCUCAGAGACCAGUCCAGGCUGGAGUCUGGGGCUUCAUGGGCCAGAGAGUUUGGUAUUUCCCCAGGGCAAAGAGGAAAUUUGCAAAGAGGAAGUUGUUGAGUCAGAGGGUGCAGAGACUGAGAACAGACAGAUUGACCUACAAAAAGGGAGGCCUCUGGGAACCCAGUGUGCCAGCCACCCAACCUGGCCUAUGGGGGAGGCAGGAGACAGAGAGAGGGCGCAGGCCGGUCAGUUCUUGCCAAGGGUCCUCCAACCAUCACAGGCUGUGCCACCUGCACUUGCCUGAGGGGUGAGCGGAGCUGGGAUAGAAAUCCCCCAGCUAGCCUCGGCUCCCACGUCCGGGCUCGGUUUCCUGCUGCUCAUCGGCGCUGUUGGGACUAACUGGAGCCCCAGAACAGCCCAACUGAGUUUCAAAAGUCACUAAGUGAUUCUGCCACGAUUGUCCUAAAUUUGCUGAACCAAGUGCCCCAAUUUCAGAUUUAGAAAAUACUGUCACUGAACUCGGAGGUCAUCACCCUCGGACAACAUGUGUAGACGGCCCGAGCGACUGAGUGUAACUCUUCAACGCCUUAGCUAUCUCCCUUCCUCCACGCCUUCCCUGGGCAAAUCCUGAAAGAAAUGGGUGUGGGACUGCGUUAGGCACCCAACUGGGCUCUCACACCCCAGAAAAUAUCAAGGUAUGUGAAAAGUGUUAAAAUAGAAGCACAGACAAAAAAAUUAUUUUUUUAAAGAUUUAUUUAUUUAUGCAUAAAAGAACUGGGGUAGACGCCAGAGGUGCGGGGGGUGAGAGGAUUCACCGGAGAGAGAGUGGGGAGCAGAACAGUAGGAU